Molecule: messenger RNA, 1845 nt
Organism: Emericellopsis cladophorae
Lineage: Eukaryota; Fungi; Ascomycota; Sordariomycetes; Hypocreales; Bionectriaceae
Exons: 1
Coding region: 1-1845 (614 amino acids)
Source: RefSeq, a predicted model, not a curated record
AUGAUAGAUGAACCGAACUCGCCACAAUGGACUCAGGCUGCCCACCCUGGUCGAACUAUCUCGAUAGCCGUCGUCUGCGCCUUUGGCCACUGGGCUGUCGUUCUAGCCGCUCUCGGCGCCUUGUACAUGCGUCCUCUGAGAGUUGAAGGCAUCGAUCAAAGGAUUGUCGGCGCUCCCGCGGGCUUGACGGUCGGUGCUGCCACCUUGACCAUUACCUUUGUCGCCUCUCUGUUGGCCUUUCUGCUCAAUUACGGCGCCAAGAGCGCCCUCCAGUUGCAUUUUGCCCUCCGGCUGCAGCGCAAUAAUGGGAUCCGCAAGAAUGAAGCGGACGCCGCGUGGACAUCACUCAACGGCUCCUUCUUCUGCAGGCCUAACAAGUACACGCCGGUUCUCGUCAACGCUAUCGUCGGUGGCGCCAUCAUCGCCAGCCAGUUCUCCGUCUUCACAUCCUCGACGACCACGCAACGCCCACUCAACGUCACGGGCGUCAACCUGGACCAGCUCGAGGUGACCGGGUUGUCCGGCUCCGAGGACAUGGUUUGGCCCUACUAUAGCCAGAAUGAAGUAUUUGGAGUGGACACGGGCGGACAGGACCCGAGCUUCCACUACUUUUACACGGCCAUGCAGAACUCCAACAUCAACUUAUACAGCGCCGCCAACACCAGCGCCGACGCCUCCUUCUCCGCCCUCGGCCGGAUCUCCAACUCCCUCGUGAGACCUGCCGAGAACCACGCCGACCCGACUCAGGGCGGACUCGUGUACCAGCAUCGCACCGCAUUUGGCGCCACGGCCGACGUCGUAAAAACGUCCACCUUUGCGGGGCAGUCGGAUGCUGACGAUGUCGUCACCACUUGCGGGCAGGUCUUUACGAAGGACGCUGUCGAGUGCAAGUGGUACACGGCCGAUACUGGUGUUAUUACAGAUUUCGGUAUCUAUAACUCCGGAUUAAACGGUGGUUAUUUCUCCUUCCACGACCCGGAUCUCGAAUUAAGGGGCCGAGAUCUUAAUAUCUCCGACGCUCGAAUGACAGCCUCUUACUUAGAGGAACUUGACGACAGCAGCUAUGUCGUCGUCUUUGCCUCCAUGUUUAGCGGUGACAUGGCCAUUGCGGUCGGCAACAAUCCAUCCGCUUAUCCCGGGUUUGAGGUUUUGGGAGCCUCAUUCGCCUUAGUUUCGGGUAGAUGUGUUAUUCAGGAGAAUGUCUUUCGACUCGCGUCGCUGCAGUGGACACGAGUCGGCACCGUCGAUGUCGCUGUCUCUGCUGCAGACGACUUUUUCUUGGGCUGUAGUAAUAAUCAGCUCGGUGAUCCAAACGAGCCGCUGCCUCAUAACACUGCUACCUCGACCGGUCGAAUCAUCGCAGAGCAUAUUCAGGCCCUCCUGACCCCGCCGGACAAUGUCCAGGCAAUCGGCGGGCUGGGUAGUCUGGUAAAGAGCAGAUUGACUAAGGCGUUCGAAAUGCCUGCCCUGGAGGGCAAUGACAUGCUCACCUAUGUCAUUACUGGCUUGCUCGCAUCCGGCAUGACGGCUGACUUGGAGCUUGGAACCCUCGACACGGCUCAGUCGACAGCGAUAAUCGAUUUUGUCCGCUACGAGACGCGGUUUGGCGUGAAGGGAAGUCCCUGGGUGUUAGCGUCGCUGGCGAUCCCGGCCUCGUCCACCCUUCUUUUGUUCAUUUUCUUGGCUCGCAUUGGGCGCAAGAACUCCGAUUUUCCGGCCGACAACCUCUUUGAGCUGUCGCUAUUAACCUCGAUACCUCGCCAAUCAGUGACACAGGAAGAAGAACGUCUAGCUUGGAGGAAUAACGAGCUAGUGUGCGGUAUUUCGAACUCUCCAACGGCAUGA